This is a messenger RNA of Parastagonospora nodorum SN15, 333 nucleotides long. RefSeq lists its product as hypothetical. Lineage: Eukaryota; Fungi; Ascomycota; Dothideomycetes; Pleosporales; Phaeosphaeriaceae. Bases 1 to 333 code for a protein of 110 amino acids. The transcript is spliced from 2 exons. The record is from RefSeq and is a predicted model, not a curated record.
AUGGCCGACCAAACCGAACCCAGCAGCACAUCUGAACGCACAAACACCACAUCGCCAGAGGCUUCCUCAUCCUCAUCAACAUCACCCACAUCUCAAUGCGCCCAGUGCGCCAAAUCACCGGACACCCUUAAGCAAUGUCUCAAGUGUCACAGCGUAGCCUACUGCGGAAAAGAUUGCCAAAAAGCUCAUUUCAAAAUGCAUAAGAAGGUUUGUGCGAGUCUCGCGCAAGAGUAUGUGAAGGCAAAUGAGCCGAAGAUGGCGAGUCGAUCGACGGCUGGCGCAAAGGCGGGCGGUAGGGAAAGAGGUUUGCAGAAGUGGCAGGAACACAGCUGA